Psilocybe cubensis is the source of this 1077-nucleotide messenger RNA. RefSeq lists its product as uncharacterized. NCBI's taxonomy places the organism in Eukaryota, Fungi, Basidiomycota, Agaricomycetes, Agaricales, Agrocybaceae. The coding region runs from base 1 to 1077 and encodes 358 amino acids. The transcript has 7 exons. The record is from RefSeq and is a predicted model, not a curated record. Gene Ontology annotation, cellular component: trans-Golgi network. Gene Ontology annotation, biological process: Golgi to plasma membrane protein transport.
AUGUCACUGUGGACACUGCUUGAUACAAUUCGUCGGCAUCAGCAUGUAUAUCCUCAAAUAGACAUAAAAUAUGACCCAGAUGCCUCAGCGACAACCCCCAUUAUCGUUCAUAUCCGCCCACACAUUGACCUUUUGUUCUCAGGAAAACACCAACGUUUGCACACAAUAUGCAUUCGUAAACUCAGAGAUCCAAACCCCCCUGUUACUGUGCAAUACAAUGACACAAUUCUUUCAUCUCCGGAGGAAGUACUCCGACGAGUUACGGUCGGCAAGAUUUUCGGACCAACUUAUCCCGGAGACGAACUGCGGUACCCUGGAAUUUGGUUUAGCUUCGACGAUGACAGAAUAACAGAGGGCUUGAAGAUAAAUCAAGCUGGAGAUCGCAUGCAGGAAGUCAAGCGAAUCGUAAUAUCUCAAAUUCUCCCUGAAGGAAAGGAUGGAGAUGCCCUUGACGAAGUAAACGAGUGCGCCUCAAUGACCGGAGAGCUUCAAAGAGCUGUUGUAAAGGUUCAUGAUGGUGUUACUCUCUAUUUCCAUCCUAUAGCCACCACGACACCGUUGCAUAUUCGUCUCGGAGAAACCACUUCUCAAGACCUUAUGCUUGACCUAGGUCCUCCUCUGAGGUUCCAUUAUAGGGAUGACGAAAGGUUGAAGAUUCAUGCUGCUGCAUCCAAGAUUCACUCGGACACCGGCACUGGCUACUUUUACAAUUAUUUCCAGCAUGGAAUAGACUUCCUAUUAUCCGAGACGUCCCACGUUGUAAAGAAAAUAAUUCUCCACAGUAACGUGCCAGGUUCGCCCACGUUUCAGAGGUACAAAAGAUGUAACUGGGAAAUAGAGGGUAUGCCAGAGGAUGAUGAAGACGACACUCCCCCACGGAAGCGCUUCUUUGAUCGCUUCGAAACCAUCAGUCAUUUUCUCAGUCCCCGAGAGCCACCUCCAUCAAUGUCUUUGGACAGGACUGCCGAUGAAGAACAUUUAAUUCUUCCACAUUCAACAACCCAUUUGCAUGGUUAUGACGGCGUCAUUCUGGAAGCAACUGAUUCAUCGCAAGUCGUAUCUGUAAUAUUAUUUUGA